This is a messenger RNA of Carassius carassius (crucian carp), 2772 nucleotides long. It is a transcript of the gene gdpd5a, whose product is annotated as glycerophosphodiester phosphodiesterase domain containing 5a. Gene Ontology annotation, biological process: lipid metabolic process; positive regulation of neuron differentiation. Bases 72 to 1889 code for a protein of 605 amino acids. The record is from RefSeq and is a predicted model, not a curated record. The transcript is spliced from 17 exons. NCBI's taxonomy places the organism in Eukaryota, Metazoa, Chordata, Actinopteri, Cypriniformes, Cyprinidae. Gene Ontology annotation, molecular function: glycerophosphodiester phosphodiesterase activity. Gene Ontology annotation, cellular component: plasma membrane.
GAAGACAUAAUAGCAUUAAGAGGGUCUGCGGUGUGUGAGUGGAAUGUCUGCAGAUCAGCUGUGGCCUGACUAUGGUGAAACACCAACCGUUACAGGUGUAUGAGAGACAGCUGUGUUUGUCCUGCCUGACCGGGAUCUACGGCUGCCGCUGGAAACGGUACCAACGCUCCCAUGACGACAGCACCAAGUGGGAAUGUUCAUGGUUCCUCCUCCUCUGCUGUUCUUUUCUUCUUCUCCUCGUCUGGUCCUACUUCUGGUUGGAGGCUCGUAAUGACUACAACGAGUUCAACUGGUUGUUAUAUAAUCGUUCGGCCGUUUGGAAGGAUGGCACAGUCCCCGUUCUCACCACAACACUCACAGGAUUGACUUACACUGCGUUUUUAAUGAUUCUUGCACUUUGUCACAUUGCACUGGGACAGCAGCUUAAUUUGUACUGGAUCCAUAAGUUUUAUUUCCUACAGAUUGUAGUUCUGGCCAUUCUGCUCACCACCAUAACAGGAGUUGUGUCCAUUGAUGAUUUCUGGCAGGACGAAUGGGACAUUGUCGUCAUUUCUCUGCAGUUCACAGGGCCGUUCCUACACAUCGGAGCUUUAGCUGCGGUUACAGCAUUAGGGUGGUUCAUCGCCGGUCAGGUGCUGCGUGUGGAAAGAUCAAGGCUUCAAGUUGUGACGCUGGUGAUUUAUGUGAGCGUCCUCCUGGUUCUGUAUCUGGUUCCUCUCUUCAUCUCUUCUCCCUGCAUCAUGGACCGCUCCAAGCUCGGCCCUCGUCCUGCUGUCAUCGGCCGUCGUGGAGCUCCAAUGCUCGCUCCAGAACACACCAUCAUGUCCUUCAGUAAAGCACUGCAACAGAAGGUCACUGCCCUGGAAGCAGAUGUUACCAUCAGUCUGGAUGGAGUGCCCUUUUUGAUGAGGGACCGCACACUACGCAGGACCACCAAUGUGGACAAACUGUUUCCAGGCCGUCAGGACCACGACGCCUCAUUCUUUAACUGGACAGAGAUUCGCAGUCUCAAUGCUGGACUUUGGUUCCUCAGGGAUGACCCGUACUGGACUGUGCAGUACAUGUCUGAAAAAGAUCGAAAGCGCACGGCCAAUCAGACGGUGUGUAGCCUCGCAGAGCUGCUACGUCUGGCUGCUAGAACAAACCGCUCCGUGAUCUUCAGCCUGCGGCGACCUCCACCUCAACACUCUCGACAUCAGCUCUGGGUCAAUGAUGCACUGAAGGUCAUUCAGAGAUCCAGCAUCCUACCAGAACAGGUGAUGUGGACUCCUGACUGGUACAGGAAGAAGGUGCGUGCAGCGGUUCCUCUCCUUCAGCAGACGUCAGAUGAGAAACUUCCUGUGGCUGAGCUAAAAGAAAGAGGGAUCAGUACUCUGACCCUGCACUACAGCCAGGCCAGAGCUCAGGAUAUCAGGCAGUUUUCUGGCAGUAAUGUGAGUGUGAACGUGUAUCCGGUGAACGAGCCGUGGCUGUAUUCGCUCAUGUGGUGCAGUGGGGUUCAGUCUGUCUCUUCUGAUGCUCCGCACAUCCUGAAGAAAGUGCCUAAUCCCAUCUGGAUCAUGAGUACAGAUGAAUAUGGCCUGAUAUGGAUCACUUCAGAUUUAAUCUCUGUGGCGAUUGUCAUUGGCAUCUUCAUAUUUCAGAACUAUCACCUGAUCAGGUGGAAGAUGAGUGGCAUGCGCAGCUACAACCCUGAGCAGAUCAUGCUCAGCGCUGUAGUACGUCGGCCGAGUCGUGAUGUCAACUUCAUGAAGGAGAAACUUAUCUUCUCAGAGAUCAACAACGGUGUCGGGAGCACAGACGAGCUGUCCGUGUACACAGGAAACGGUCUGGACAUUUAUGCACGCGAUGACAUCAUGAUGCCCACACUUCAUGCGAGCAAACUUUAGUGACGACAUUAAUCCAUUUUAUGGAACGAACAUCUCGAGCUCAAAAUCAUUCCUUAAGACUGAGUUGCUUUUUCAUCUCCAGUGGAUUAUUUUGAAUGGUUUGCGUUGGUUCACGGACACUCUGGGACUGUAUUCCACUGAUUCAGUGUUCUGCUUUGAUGCCUUAUGUACCGAUGUAUUUUUUCUGUAUCGAGCGUAUUUAAAAUGGAGCUGACUUAUUGUGCACUGUAAAGUUUAGAGUCCAGUCUGAUGAAAGCAGGCAAUAAAAGUGUCCUAUUAUUAAUGUUUGUGAAGAACAGACUGAAGAUGAAUGGAUUUCAUGUUAAAGCAUGCAGAAAUCAAAGGUUCAGAGAUGGUUUUUGAGCCUCAAACUACCCCUUGUAAAGCUUGACUGUAGGCUGAUAUGAUUAUUUAUUUUUUAUUUAUUUUAUUUUUGUAACAUGAUUUGCUUGCUGGUGAUUCAUAUCUCAUUGCACUAGCUUAAGAUCAGUUUUCUUUUACCUUGCUGUAUCGAUGUUUUUUUAAGUGAUUUAUUUUGUAAUGAAAUCUCUGCAUUGCUUCAAGUGUUUUUCAUGAGCUGUUCAAAUGGGUUUUUGAAGGUAAUUAUUACUGGAAAUGAAGCAGUAUAUCAAGUCAAGUCAGGUAAAAUGAGGCACAUUUGUGCACAAACUGGCUCAGUUCAUCCUGUGCUGUAGUAGACAGGACUAAUUCAAAACAUCACAGGAUUUGAUUGUAUUUUAUUGUGUAAAAUAUUGGCUAUAUUUAUUCACAAGCAGAACAAAUUGGUGUAAAUGGCACCCUGGGGUAAAUAAGAUUUUAAUACUUUAUUCAGCAAGGAUGCUUUAAAUUGGUCAAACUUGACAUUAAAGACAUACAGAAAUGU